AUGGCUUCCCUCUCGGCCCUCCGUCUUGCUGCCCGCCCUGCCACCUCUUCCAUCUUUAGACCCUGCGCUCGUUCUGUCAGGAGAGCUCCUUCUCUAGCUCAAUCUGCCAAUAUCAGAUCCCCCUUCAGCUCUACAGCCGCUCGGAAAAGCGGACACGAGGAAGAGACAUUCGAGGAAUUUUCUGCUAGAUAUGAAAAGGAAUUCGAUGCCGUUCAGGAUGUGUUUGAGCUCCAGCGAAAUCUGAACAACGCUUUCGCCUAUGAUCUCGUGCCUUCGCCCGGUGUUGUGACAGCCGCACUGAAAGCUGCAAGACGUGUCAACGACUACCCCACCGCCGUCAGAAUAUUUGAAGGCAUCAAGGCUAAAGUUGAAAACAUCCAACAGUACGAGGAAUACCUGGAGGAGCUGAAACCGCUGCGAGAGGAGCUGGGCGUCAAUUUGAAGGAGGACCUCUACCCCGAAAACAGUGACAGCCCAUAUCACAGCCCAUAA
Messenger RNA from Exophiala aquamarina CBS 119918, 492 nucleotides. RefSeq names its product cytochrome c oxidase subunit 5a. The record is from RefSeq and is a predicted model, not a curated record. Bases 1 to 492 code for a protein of 163 amino acids. Gene Ontology annotation, cellular component: mitochondrial inner membrane. Gene Ontology annotation, biological process: mitochondrial electron transport, cytochrome c to oxygen. Lineage: Eukaryota; Fungi; Ascomycota; Eurotiomycetes; Chaetothyriales; Herpotrichiellaceae. The transcript has 4 exons.